UUCUGCAACCACCACAAGUUGGCCACCAAGAAAACUCUUUCCCCACCUCCAUGCCUCUCCUUAAGCUUCAUCACCACCACCUACAAUUCCUCAAAAUCCCCAAACUUUUCCCUAUAUCCAAAACCAUCCCUCUUCAACACUCCAACUUUCUGUUGAACCCCAUUUACAACCCCAAACUUCCUCUCAAUUCUUUGUCCAAUGUCAACUGCAAAAUUGUCCAGUGUGUCUCAAGUGCCAAGGUCCCAAAAUGGAUGCGCAGAGAAGAAGAUGAAAGGGAUAAUUUUGAAUUGGAAUACUUAGCCCCAGAUGGGGAAGUUUAUCAGAAGACUCUUAGGCUGGUGGAAUGUGCUAUGUUUUCUGCUGUUUCUGGUUUAACUUAUCUCUUGAGCAAUUCUCUUGCUAUUGAGAACUAUUUCGGCUGUUUUUUCGCUUUGCCAAUUGUAUUGUCAUCAAUGAGAUGGGGUGUUUCUGCUGCAAGAAAAACGAUGGUAGGGACCUUCGUAUUGUUGUUCGUCUUGUCUGGUCCAGUGAAAGCAUUAACCUAUUUGCUAAUGCACGGUUUACUUGGUUUUGCAAUGGGCUCCAUGUGGAGGUCUAAAGCAAGUUGGGGCAUCUCAAUUUUCUGCUGUGCCGUUGUUCGAGCAAUGGGUGCUAUAGGGUAUGUCUUAAUAUCCUCCUUUUUAAUAGAAGAAAACAUACUAGCUUUGAUAACAGUAAAUAUACAUGCUUCUCUCACAUAUGUCUUCACAUCCGUGGGCCUUCAAUCAGCUCCAUCAAUGGACAUUAUAUACGCUAUUUUUGGGUCCUUGCUCUUGGUAAAUUGUACUUUCUUCGUGUUCUUGCUACAUCUUCUAUAUGCGGUGUUCUUCACCAAAUUUGGCAUGAAGUCAUCAUUGAGACUACCAAGGUGGCUAGAGACUGCAAUAUGAGCCCUUUUCUGGUUGUAAAGCCAGUUCAAAAUGAAUUGUACCUAAUUGAGGCAGGGAAUGCUUUCCCAUUACCAGAUCCUUCGGAUCCAGUUCAAGAAUCAAAGUUUCUUACCAGAUUACCUUAUCGGGGCACAGCUUGUCCCAUCAUUGCAAAGGAUGCUGAUUGCUAACAUCUCCCGACUAUUUCCAUAGUUAUAAAGAAUGCAGCCAUCUCUUGAUGGCGAAAACAAUAAUUGAUAGUUCUUUUCAGGCAUAGACUUCAUUUUGAAAUGAAAUUUGGCACUUGGUCUGCCUUUUC
Molecule: messenger RNA, 1227 nt
Organism: Coffea eugenioides
Lineage: Eukaryota; Viridiplantae; Streptophyta; Magnoliopsida; Gentianales; Rubiaceae
Exons: 8
Coding region: 51-929 (292 amino acids)
Source: RefSeq, a predicted model, not a curated record